Petromyzon marinus (sea lamprey) is the source of this 1458-nucleotide messenger RNA. The record is from RefSeq and is a predicted model, not a curated record. Lineage: Eukaryota; Metazoa; Chordata; Hyperoartia; Petromyzontiformes; Petromyzontidae.
GGGGACAGCCGCAGCUUCAGUGCAGCCAGCACCACGGCACGGGGACCGCGGCCGUGUUUCUGCUCCCAGUUCUAUUAAAAGUUGUCGCCGAGAACGUCAUGGGUUUAAAAAUCGCGUGCUGCUUUCUGUUCGCGCUCGCAACGCAACGUGUCGCGGGCAGCAUCGUGGUGACCACCACUCCAGCAACUGUGGAUAUUGAGGUCGGGGAAUCUUUAGAAGUAAAAUGCAGCUGGGAACGUGGAAUUUCACGUGUAGAUUCCAACGACCCCCAUCUGUCAUGGUUGAUUCCUAUAGCAAAUACUCGAAAGAGAAUCCUUUACAAGCAGGGUCGAAUCGAGCAAGUCGAUGAGUCAAAAUUCGGGGACCGCAUCUCCAUUCAGGACGAGUUCACUCUGGUGAUUAACAACACCAUCCCCAGCGACUCGGGUUACUUUAUCUGCACCGUGUCGGCUGGGGUGGAGGGAGCGGGAGAAGCCAAGACAAGAGUCAACGUUUGCUCGCCACCACAAGUACAGAUAAUUGGAAAGCAUGAACCUGUUCAAGCAAACAAAGAUACCGUUGAGAUCGGAAUUUGUGUUACAGAGAAAGUUUUUCCACUGCCAAAUAUUACUUGGUACAAAAAUACCACCCCAUUUGAUCCAGAGUUGCAUCAGCGUUCCGUCGUGGAGUAUGACGAGAUGGGCUUCAUUACGGUGCGCUCCUCCCUCAACUACAAACCCCAGAAAGCGGACAGAGACGCCACGUACCACUGCCGCAUCAGCUACAAGAUGCCCGGACUGAUACAAACCAUGGAUUCGCAAAGAAUCAACAUCAUAGUUCACUACCCUGCGGAGCGCGUAGAGCUCGUCAUCUGGGAACCCAAGGGGGCCACGCACGUGACGGAGGGCGAUGAUGUCGUCCUGAGAUGCGUGGCGGACGCCAACCCGCCCUCGACCUUCGCCUUCUACAACAAUGGCACCCAGAUACUGGACGGAGUGAUCGGAGACAAGAUGGCUUUAGAUGACAUUGGACGCUCCCAGAUGGCGGAAUAUUCAUGCGUCGCUCUCACGAACUUCGUGGCCGCCGUGCCCGGAGGGCAGCUGGAGGCAAAGCUGUUCCUGGACGUUCGAGAGGACAAAACAACCACCAUCAUCAUCGCAGUGACAGUCUCGAUGGCGGUGCUGAUCGCGACCGCAACGGUGCUUGGCCUCUUCUUCACCAAGAAGCUUUGCUUUGCUUCGAAAGGAGAUCAACGUAAAACGGAAGACGAUAAAGAGGAAGAUAUACCAAUGAAGAAUUCAACCGCUCCGCAUGAAUCAGAACCUCCAAUCUAUGAAGCCUAAGAAUAUGGUAUGUUUUGGAUCUGCACAUCAGAAUACAGUAGGUCCUCGCAUUUAACACGUGCUGUUCACCAAGGCGUUUUCACUCUAAAACUUUUUUCAUACAAUGUGGAAUGCGCACAGUUAUACCACGGAACAG